CUUCCCUCAGAGAGGCUGAGACAAGGGAGAGGGUAGGAGUCGCUCCUCCUUGGUUUCAUCUGCCGUCUCGCUGCAUCAGCAUCGGAAUCGCGUGAAGAGCGAUCGACAAUCCAUUGUGCCGGAGAUGUAUCAGCAUCGGAACUUCGUGAAAAUUGAAUCCGUCGUGCCGGAGAACGCUCUUUCUACUCGCAAAAUCUCAGAUCCAAUCGGAUCCUCCCCCUUGAUCUUCUCGAUAUGUUUUUUUUCCUUAGAAAUCUUCUUCGCUUCCUAAUCCCUACCUAUCGUGUAUUUGAGUUGAUCUUUUAGAAUUUCUUUUUCUUUCUAGAUCCAAGCGUUAGAAGCUAAUUUAGGGUGCGCCGCUAGAUCUACCUCCAUUUCUGGUGUUCCGGGUGAUAUCUAAAAGCUGGAUCUUGGACUAUUGUGGAAGCCGAUCUAAGGUCCGGCGAUGGAGUUGGAUGUUGGAAAAGGUUACAGCAAAAAGGUCGAAUUUUUAUAUGGGUGUACUAGUCUAAUUUCCUUUUCCAGCUUCAGCCAUGUUUUAUGCCAGUCGGUUGUCACCAAACACUCCAAUCUAGGAUUUCCAUACUGAUAAAACCCUGGAACAAAUUUCAUGGUGAGAUUUUUUUUUUCCUUUUUCCUGUGGUUAAUCUUUAGCUGCUGGAUGAGUGCAGUUAGGGCUUAGAGAGAGACCCUGAGAAUAAGACGAAUAGAGGGAAGAGAUCGAGGAGUUGGAUGGAGGAUUUUGCUAAGUAUGUUCACAGCCCGGCCCACCUCGCCGUGGCGCGGCGAGACCACGUGGCUCUCCGGCGGAUCGUGGCAGCCCUGCCCCGCCUCCCGAAGGCCGGGGAGGUCACCACCGAGGAGGAUUCCCUCGCCGGAGAGCUCACCGCCGACGCCGUCUCCGCCAUCAUCGACCGCCGCGACGUCCCCCACCGCGAGACCCCCCUCCACCUCGCCGUCCGGCUCCGCGACCCGAUAUCGGCGGAGAUCCUCAUGUCGGCUGGCGCCGACUGGUCCCUUCAGAACGAGCACGGAUGGUCCGCUCUCCAGGAGGCCGUGUGCACCCGGGAGGACACCAUCGCCAUGAUCAUAGCUCGCCACUACCAGCCCCUGGCCUGGGCCAAGUGGUGCCGCCGCCUCCCUCGCAUCGUCUCGUCCAUCGCUCGGAUCAGGGACUGCUACAUGGAGAUCUCCUUCCACUUCGAGAGCUCGGUGAUCCCUUUCAUCGGCCGGAUUGCGCCGUCCGACACCUACCGGAUAUGGAAGCGGGGGCCGAAUCUCAGGGCCGACAUGACCCUCGCCGGCUUCGAUGGGUUCCGGAUCCAGCGCUCAGACCAGACGUUUCUCUUCCUUGGCGAGGGCGUGUCAUCAGAGGAAGGGGGCCCGUCGUUGCCCCCUGGGUCGUUGAUCGUGCUCUCCCACAAGGAGAAAGAGAUCACCAAUGCCCUCGAAGGAGCUGGUGCCAAACCCACAGAGGCGGAGGUGGCUCACGAGGUAGCCUUGAUGUCGCAAACUAACAUGUAUCGGCCGGGGAUUGAUGUCACGCAGGCGGAGCUGAUCUCACACUUGAACUGGCGGCGGCAGGAGAGGACAGAGAUGGUCGGGAAUUGGAAGGCCAAGGUCUAUGACAUGCUUCAUGUGAUGGUGAGCGUGAAGUCAAGGAGGGUCCCUGGAGCGAUGACUGAUGAGGAGUUAUUUACAGCGGACAAUGAUGACAGGACGGCAAAUGGUGGGGAGGUUGACGGGGAAUUGGAUGAUGUCCUGACGGCUGAGGAGAGAAUUCAACUAGAUUCAGCUCUUCGGAUGGGUAACUCAGAGGGUUUUGAUGAGUAUGAUGGGAAUGGUGGGGAAUACGACAGUGUCGAGAAUUCUGAAUCCAAUGGUGUUACCAAGGAGAGAAAGAGCUGGUUCGGUUGGAGUAAUAAAAGAGCUUCCAAGAGCAGUGGAGAUGGGGACACGGAAGACCCAAACAACCAAAAGAAGUUGUCAAAGUUGGCCCUGGAGAAUGGAAAUCAGAAAACAGAGUUCGCAAAGGAGGACUCUGGAGAUACUAAGGAGGGGAAGGAGAAAGGCAGUAAGAAGAAGAGGAGUGGAUCCACGGGAGACUCUAAUAAGCACGAGAGCGAGUACAAGAAGGGGUUGAGGCCGGUUUUAUGGUUAACACCAGAAUUUCCUUUGAAAACUGAUGAGCUUCUUCCCUUGCUUGAUGUCUUAGCAAACAAGGUCAAGGCCGUGAGGAGGCUCAGGGAGCUUUUGACUACUAAGCUGCCUCAGGGCACGUUUCCUGUCAAGGUAGCUAUCCCAAUUGUUCCAACAAUUCGAGUUCUUGUCACAUUCACAAAGUUUGAAGAGCUACAGCCAUCUGAUGAAUUUGCAACCCCACUUUCCAGCCCUGCACAUUUCCAAGAAAGCAAAACCAAAGAAACAGAAUCAUCAGGUUCGUGGUAUUCAUGGAUGAGGGGAAGCUGGGGAGGGCAUUCUAGUGAUAGCAGUGAAGGCCGAAGCUGGAAAGAUGAGAUUGAUCCUUUCCAUAUACCUACAGACUACACUUGGGUUGAUGCAAAUGAAAAGAAGCGCCGAAUGAAGGCCAAGAAGGUUAAGAGCAAGCGGGGUAGCAGCAAGAAGCAAACAUCCAAAAGUUCAGAUGGCCAGCAAUUGAUGGAUGGUUUUGAGGAGUAAAACAUAGUAUAACACAAUUUAAUUGCAUUUGAAAUCUUAGAGGAAGAAGUGACUAAUACGGGAUUAAUAUGUAUUUGAGAGCUCCGUGUUUAUAUCGAAAUUCGGUGACGAGUACAUUAUAUGCUUGAUCCUACGCCUUUGUAAUUUGAGUUUUUCCUUGUGUAUCUUGGCAGAUAUCAGUUAUUUCUAGUGUGCAUCAUCCUGGUUGAGGGCCUGUGUCCAAUUGUUGUACGCGUGCAAUAUUGUGUCACCUAAGAAAAGAAAAAAAAAAGAGAAACAUGUGAUGGUUAGUUGGAGAACAUAUGGCUAAUUCAUGUGAUGUAUUUUUUCUUCUUCCAUGCGGCACCAAGUCAUUCAGUUUGUUUAAUGAUUUUUUAUUAAUUA
Molecule: messenger RNA, 3063 nt
Organism: Elaeis guineensis (African oil palm)
Lineage: Eukaryota; Viridiplantae; Streptophyta; Magnoliopsida; Arecales; Arecaceae
Cellular component (GO): cytoplasm
Molecular function (GO): protein binding
Source: RefSeq, a predicted model, not a curated record